CGAAUGGAAGACAUGUGGUAGUGUUUGUUUCGUGCAUAUUUGGAUAGCUGAGAAUUAUGUAUUUUUGCGCAAAUAUUAUCACUCAUGUUAGUUAAUCGUUAUCAAAUAUUACGAAAUGAUUAUCAGCGAUCUGGCAAAGAUUCGCGCGUUUCUUUUAAAGAAUAGGCGAAACUUAUUUAUUUAUUACGUAAGGAAUGUGAAUGUAAGGAAACAACACUGGCAUAAAAGAAACGUCGGCGAUUAUUCUGAAGAGUCGACGACUCAUUUUGGCUUUGAUACUGUUACAGAAAAAGAGAAAUCCGAGAAAGUAUAUUCAGUAUUUUCCAAUGUUGCUUCAAAAUACGAUUUAAUGAAUGAUGUCAUGAGUGGAGGUAUUCAUCGUCUUUGGAAAGAUGAAUUAAUUCAAACUUUAAAUCCAAUUCCUGGAACAAAGCUUUUAGAUGUGGCAGGUGGAACAGGUGAUAUUGCAUUCAGAUUUCUGAAAUAUUCAAGAUUGGAAAAUCAAGACACUUCUGUUAUUAAUGAUAUUCCAAAUCCAUACAGUGAGAUUGUUGAAAAUGAACAAAUAGAAAGUGAUACUUUUAGUUCCCAAGUCGUAGUUUGUGAUAUUAAUUCUGAUAUGUUAAAUAUUGGAAAAGAAAGAGCAAAAGAAAGUGGAUUUCAAUCAGGAUAUGAUCACAUUUACCUGCAUGCACUUACAGAAGCUUUUAGGGUUCUUAAAAAGGGAGGAAGAUUUUUGUGUCUUGAAUUUAGCCAAGUACAAAAUCCUCUGGUUAGUUGGUUAUAUGAUAAAUAUUCAUUUCAAGUUAUACCUGUAAUGGGGCAAGUUAUUGCACGUGAUUGGAGAUCGUAUCAAUAUCUGGUGGAAAGCAUUCGUCAAUUUCCAUCCCAAUUUGAUAAACAAUAUAGAUAUUUCGUUACGUAAUUUUUAUCACGUUUGAGAAAAAAGAUUUGAUUGGUUACCAUUGGA
Messenger RNA from Centruroides sculpturatus (bark scorpion), 970 nucleotides. It is a transcript of the gene Coq5, whose product is annotated as 2-methoxy-6-polyprenyl-1,4-benzoquinol methylase, mitochondrial-like. Gene Ontology annotation, biological process: ubiquinone biosynthetic process. Lineage: Eukaryota; Metazoa; Arthropoda; Arachnida; Scorpiones; Buthidae. The record is from RefSeq and is a predicted model, not a curated record. The coding region runs from base 116 to 925 and encodes 269 amino acids. The transcript has 7 exons. Gene Ontology annotation, molecular function: methyltransferase activity.